Molecule: messenger RNA, 2090 nt
Organism: Eurytemora carolleeae
Lineage: Eukaryota; Metazoa; Arthropoda; Copepoda; Calanoida; Temoridae
Exons: 10
Coding region: 23-1711 (562 amino acids)
Source: RefSeq, a predicted model, not a curated record
AAAAAAUGAGAGAAUUUUUCUAAUGUUACGAACUUGGACAUGCAUGAUCACUAGUUUAAGCAUGAUUUUCUCCGUCCUUCCUAGAAACCUUCUCCGGGUUCUCCUGUUCCUACCGAUCUGUUCAGGGCAAAAUUUCUCUGAGUUUACUCCGAGUCCUAUUCCUCUUCAUCCUGAACCUCCAGCUCCUCCAUCUAUCCCUGAUCUGCCAAGCUUCCAGUCCUUGCUCGGAGCAGAAUUCACUAACUUUGGAGAAAAUCUAGAUUUCAAUCCUUCUCCUGCACAAUCUCCACAAGAAUGGGAUGUUCCAACAUCCACCUCCUCCACCCCCUCCGCCUCUACAAUAGAAACAGCAUCUGCCGCGGCAGAUGUUGUUAGAGGAGAACGAGGAAUAAGCAGUACAGGAGAUAUCGUUCUCGAACCUUUUAAGGUUGAUGGUGAGGAAGAGCUUGAAGCAGCUGGGAGUCAUGAAGUUGAAUCUCUUCACGCUUAUGUUCCAAAGAGUCAAGAUUAUGAUUCGUAUGAAAAAGAAAGCAGAGACUAUGGGUAUGGCGGAGGUGGUGGAUACGGCGGAGGUGGUGGAUAUGGCGGAGGUGGCGGAUAUGGAGGAGACGAUCAUAGUAGCGGAGGGUAUGAAGACGAUCAUGGCGGAGGAUAUUCCGGCGGACACGAGAGUGGCGGAUAUGGGGAUACCGGAUAUAAGGGUGAUAGAAAACAACAUCCGCGACCAAAAAAGGUUCAACCCCGUAAACCUGGACCUUUCGGAUAUCCUACUCCAAACUUCAAGUGUGAGAAAUCAAGCGAAACACUGUAUGUGACAGAAACAAGGUGGACGUACGAGAAUAAAUGCUUUACAGUGUACAAGGUUCAGUGCUCCGAAGGAUAUGAUACUGGAAAGGAUAUUGGGUACCAGAAGCACUGUAACGAGUUUACUGAGACGAAAUGUAGAACAGUUUAUGAUACAAGCAGUGAGGAGAGAUGUUGGACUAUUUAUAAAAAGGAGUGUGAUAUGGUGUAUGAGACUAAGGUAGACUGGGAGUAUGAGCAGAAAUGUACAACAAGCUACGAGGAGGAGUGUCAUGGAUAUGGAUACCACCAGGAGUGUGAUCAGGUUCCUAAAGAGCAUUGCAAACAGGUUCCCAAGAAAGUAGAGAAGCAGGUUCCAAGAACCAAAUGUAAACAGGUUCCAGACAAGAGAUGCCAGGAUUUCCCAAUAAAUGUUCCAAGAAAGGAAUGCAAGGAGUUCCCUAAAACAGUUUGCACCCAGGACCCAGUUAACGUUCCCAAGAAGAUUCCUAAGAAGACCUGUAUCCAGGUUCCAAAAGAGGUGUGCAACAAGGUUCCCAAGCAAAUAGUUGAAGAGGUUCCUAAGAAGGUUGGGAAGAAGGUUUGUGUGAGCACUAAACCAACUUCAUCCUACUCAGAACCAUCAUAUAGUCCUCCGUCAUCUGGAUACGAAAGUAGCUAUUCUGCUCCAGAUAGUUAUGGAGCCCCGGCCCCAAGCUACUCUGCUCCCAGCUACUCAGCUCCGGCUCCCAGCUACUCCGCUCCAUCACCAAGCUACAGUGCUCCUGCUCCCCCCAGCUACAGUGCCCCUGCUCCCACCUACAGUGCUCCAAGUAGUAGUUAUGGAGCUCCAAGUUAUGACUACAAGAGGAGUGCUACAUAUGCAGUUGUGGCUCCGUCAGAUCACGGCGGUAUUACAAUCGGUUAAAAACGACUUACAAAAAAGUGAACAGCUGACUAUCCUAUGUAGUUUAACUUGCAAAACGUGAUUGACGUACAUAACCAAAGACGUCGUUUCCACGCAGUGAAUAAUUAAAAAAUAGCUUUCUUUUUGUUUUAAUAAAAAUGCCCCAGAUUAUUAUAAAUAUGCAUUUUGGUGAAAUGAGUUCUUAACCUUUCGAUCCCAUCAUGACGACAUGACCUUGUGAUAGAUUUAAAUAGCCAUAAACUCGUAAAUAUGUUCAAAUUCGGAGAUUUUCAUGAUAUUGACAACACGAAUUAGGGCACUUUUAAUAAACAUUGUUUAAACAUAUUUGUUAAUCGACCAGAGCUGAAAACUUUAGAAUGGUGGAUAUCGAGAUUAAUGC